Wallemia ichthyophaga EXF-994 is the source of this 897-nucleotide messenger RNA. Its product is annotated as Isoflavone reductase-like protein P3. The transcript has a single exon. NCBI's taxonomy places the organism in Eukaryota, Fungi, Basidiomycota, Wallemiomycetes, Wallemiales, Wallemiaceae. Bases 1 to 897 code for a protein of 298 amino acids. The record is from RefSeq and is a predicted model, not a curated record.
AUGACUAUAAGCAACUCAACAGUUUUGAUUAUUGGCCCAACUGGCUUUGUCGGUCAGCGUAUCUUUAACAAACUCCUUAUUGCCAAAGAGAAUGGCAAGCUUGGGAGGGUUGUUGCAGGUGUCAACAGACCCACGACUAUCGCAAAUGCCGAUGAAACCAUCCACCUCGAUUACAACGACGAGCAAAAUCUAAUGCAGCAACUCCAAGGAAUUGACGUUGUUGUCUCAGCAGUCAGUAUCACCCCAGAAACCUCUGCAUCGGCUGAUAAGCUUCUCGCUGCAAUGGCUUCUACCAACGUCAAGCUCUACAUUCCCUCAGAGUUUGGCGUCGACUACCACAAAACGCAAUUCAAUAAGAUUUCUGUCUUUGAAGCAAAGCAGCGUCACCGCGAGCAUGCUAGGCAGUUCGAUUUCAAGACUGUUAGCCUCUACAAUGGAAUCAUCAUGGAAUUCACGUUUGGUAAACUAUUUGACAUGAAACAGCUUGAGUGGAAGGUGCUUUCUUCAAAGGAGAGAGUCGCUGUCACCUCACUCAACGAUCUCAGCUCUGUUGUUGCCUUGUUGGCAGCCACACCAUUUGAACAUAUUGGUGCACUCAAAGACGAGAUAUACAUUUGCUCAGAUUGCAAAACUAUUCACGAUUACGCCAAGAUUUUUGAGGAGAAGACCAAGCAGCCUGUUGUACUUGUUGACCAGAAGCGAGAUGAAUACCUCGAGAAAUACGAGCAAUUCAAGUCUGGUAAGAUUCAGGGUGAUCCAACUGAUGCAUUUAAAGCCACUAUGCACCUAAUCGCCAGCGAAGGAUCAAUAGACUUUUCUGUCCAUAAUGACGACAAGAUGUUUGAUGUUCCUUGGACAUCUGUUGAGCAGUACGCCGCGUCAAUCUGUCACGAUUGA